Cottoperca gobio is the source of this 2023-nucleotide messenger RNA. It is a transcript of the gene vegfd, whose product is annotated as vascular endothelial growth factor D. The record is from RefSeq and is a predicted model, not a curated record. Gene Ontology annotation, cellular component: membrane. Gene Ontology annotation, molecular function: vascular endothelial growth factor receptor binding; growth factor activity; chemoattractant activity. Bases 825 to 1757 code for a protein of 310 amino acids. Gene Ontology annotation, biological process: response to hypoxia; positive regulation of protein phosphorylation; induction of positive chemotaxis. NCBI's taxonomy places the organism in Eukaryota, Metazoa, Chordata, Actinopteri, Perciformes, Bovichtidae. The transcript has 8 exons.
UCCCUUGACAAAGAGACAUUACAAAAGAAAGACGGGAAAGGCGUGCUUUGAGGCAGCAGGAUCAGCAGCAGUGGGAGAAACAUUAGGGCAUACGCUAAGACAGACAAACUAACUUCUCAUAGCUUCUUCAGAAUUAGCCCACAUCUUAGAGGGAGGAAUUGUGCGGCUGCUUUUGCACCUCAGGGCAUUUUUAAACGGACAAACCACAGUAGGAUCUGGAGAUCCGGGGACUGACAGAAGGGAAGUUUAACAUAUUGUUACCACUGAAAUCAGCAGCCUUUUUUCAGGAGGUGGGAUAAUAAAAACGAAACACAGAGCAAUUUGUUGAUCAUAGCUAAAAUAUCUCAUAGGCCUUUAAUCCAUUCUGACAUAAGAGAGUGUGUUGAUAAAGAGUCCUCAAGGGAAUCUUGACUUUUCAGCUUCUGACAUCUAGUAGCCUCGUUAUUUAACUGGACACCUCAGGUUCUGCAUCAAAGCCUCUGCAGUGAUAGGUGCAUGUUUUAAAGCCUCUUUAACCUUCCACAUUUGGCUCUUGGGCGUCUGGGUUGCUGUCACAGGUUACGUCUGGCUUAGACACACACACACACACACACACACACACACACACACACACACAUACACACACUUUACUGUGCAGCUGGAAGAUCAAGAGUUUGUGUUGCACAUGCCUGGACUGAGAAGACGGAGUGUGUGUGGUCUGAGGGACUCAGCUGGUCUGGGAAACUGAGAGGCAGCCAGCUCUAAGAGCUUUCUGCCAGAAGGAAAAGGAAACAAGUUCAUACUGCUGAGUGCUUCUCAGAGACUGCGAGCAGAGCCAAGGAAUAAUGAUGAAGAUGAAACAGACUCUUUGCAGAAUCUCCUACUUGGUGACUUUGGUGGUGGAGCUGAGCUGGAUAAAUGUGGGUCACAGCAUAUACAGAGAGGGCGGAAGUAGGGUGAUGAAGCAGUGGGAGAGGAAGGUGCGGUCAGCCUCCAGCCUGGAUGAGCUGCUGCGGCUCGCAGACUUUCCUGAUUGGAAGUUGUGGAAGUGUCGUCUGAGACUGCAGCAGCCAGAGACCCUCUCUUCUCCACCUUCAGUGGGCUCACACCGCUCUACACGCUACGCUGCUGAAUCUUACAGCCUGGAGAUACUUAAAGCCAUAGAUGAAGAGUGGCAGAGGACUCAGUGCAUGCCAAGGGAAACGUGUGUCGACGUGGCCAAGGAGCUGGGCACCGACCCCUCAAUGUUCUUCAAACCACCUUGUGUGUCCGUCCACAGGUGCAGUGGCUGCUGCAAUCAAGAGGGUGUCACCUGCAGAAACUCAACUAAUGUUUAUGUGAAUAAAACAGUCCUUAGUGUCAUUCCAUUCAAGUUUGUGCCCGAGCCUGUGCUAAUAAAAGUAGCUAAUCAUACAGAGUGCAGGUGCAUGGAGCCUGCCAUAAUACGACGUAAUGCUCAACCUCACAGGAGCAGUGGCUGCUCUCCGAUGGGCCAGCUGUCAGAGGCAGAGGACUCCAGGAGACUUUGUGCCAGUGGGUUGAUCUGGGAUUGUUCAACUGACGGAUGCAUACCUUACCCUUCCAGUACACCAGAUGUUCCACUCAGUUCAUGGAUGCCCGACUGUGAGAUAGACGUGGAGCGCUGUGACUGUCUUCCUCGACCUGAACCGACUCUGCAGCCAGGACCGUUCCAACGCUGUAAGCUCAACUACUCCAUCUGUGCCAACAAGCUUCAACGUUUCGAUCAAGCCUCCUGCAGAUGCAAAUGGCCUAAGUAAAAGUCCACCGGGGAAAUAUAUUACGACAACCUGCUCGCCAAUGAUGUUUGGAGGCAGAGAAAAAAGGCUCAUAAUUUAUUUACUGUCCUAUUUAUGCUGAUCACUUUAAAUAAUUAAGAAGAUAUUAACUCACAUGACAAUGUUAAUUGAUUUUUUAACAUGCUUACCUUUUGUUUCAAUCAAUGUGUAAAGCUAAUGAUUUGUACUUUUGUUCUUUGUGCACUGAAUAUGUAGUUUAUAUUAAAAGAUUAUUUUUGUAAUUUGGA